AUGACCGUCCGCCCUGACAAAGAUGCUACUGUGACUGUGUCGUCCUCACUGCUCCUUCCAUUGGAACAGUGUUCCGUAUGCAAGGUCAAUGGCGCUGAGAAUGACACCCAGACGACCUGUCACUCAUCGCUGGCCCUGGUCCCCGAUGAGGAUGUCACCUUGCUCUUCAACUGCACUGAACCACCACAAAGUGCUUUCGUCAUCCAGAUCCACAGGAAAAUCAAAUGCACCAAUGACACCUGCAGCCCUGCCACAGGUGUGGCUCAGCCUUCCCUCUUCUCAGAGUUCAUUAGAACACUCGUCUGGGACCUAAGUGUGCCGGAGAAGACCGUUAUGAGUUUGGACUUCCCUGUUGACAGGCUGAAGGAGAUGACUGAAUCAGAGUUGUGUCAAGAUGGCUACCAGUACACUGUAACCAGGACCAACACUGAAGGAGAGGUCAAAACUCAGACAUACUGCAAGAAUGGCCUCGUGGCUCACCUUCAUAUACCGAGCCAAGCCACGGUGUCUUUGCAAGUUCAAAAAGGCCGAGAGGUGGAUUCCUCUAUAUUCACGGCCAAACCAAUAAAGAAACAGAGCCGGAUGAUCUCCGUGACUCCAGAGCCAGACACUAUCGUCACCAUCAGCAGAAACACCAAAGCCAAAGAGUGCAGUGUGUGCGUUGGGGAGGGGCCUACCUGCAACCCCAAAGAACUCGUCCUGAGAGCUGCCCGCAACACCUCUGUGAAGUUCACCUGCCCACAGCCACAAGAUGUCUUCAGUGUAGAGAUCAACAGGGAGAUUGAUUGCACAGAGAUCACCUGCAGCGGGAACAUCGUCCAGGCAGAAUCCUCCCUCUUCCCAGACUUCAACAGAACCUUCACCUGGGACCUGAAAGUUCCACCUGGCCUUUCCUUCCAGCUGGACUUCCCAUCGCCGGGAAUGAGACAGAUUCCACCCUCUGAGACCUGUCCUGACGAGCAUACCUACGCCAUCAUCACGUACCAGCGCACAGGGCUCGCCACCAUCGGCAUUUUUUGCCCAGACGGCAGCAUCACUAGGGUCCAGGUGUUGUACAAGGGCCGGGUGUCCCUGCAGGUCCCUAGGGAUAGGAAGCUGGAGCCGCUGGACUUCAAGGUCACCGUCGGACCGGAAAUUAAAAUGCUGGCUGUGGUAAAAGUCAACCUACCUCGAGGGGUGUCAGAUACAGACUUCUUCUCAGCCAACUACCCUAGAGGUUUCCCUGAUGACGACCUGAUGAGGUGGGACUUCACGGUGCCCGGCAUGCAUAACUACACGGUUAACUUCCUGAAUCACACAGAGUCUCUUUGCCAGAAGAAGGAAGUGAUGGUGAUGUACCACAAGGCGCGUGGGAAGGUGGGCAUCCAGAAGAACCUGGCGGACCCCCAGCCAACACACAGGCAGGGCAGCUUCACCAUGACCCUGUUUAACUGUGAGACCGACAGGACCAAACCGGGCCUGUCCCUCAAAUUUAGUGUCUCGGUGAUGAGGAGCGGCCAUCCAGUUCUCUGCACUGUAAAUCUGUCAGAGGAUGAAAGGCUAGUCCUCCACUUUGAGAAGAGGGGAUCGGACCCCUACUGUGAGAUGAGGAAGGACUCUGUGCUCCAGGAGAAGAUCACAGUUCCCUCAGGGACCAAAGCCAGGCUUUCUUUCCUGGACUGUCCGAGUGAAGACCUACGCCUGACAGCCAUAAAAACCAUAGGAAACCUCAGGCAGUCCCUGCCAGGACAGGAGUGCAAUGGCAGUGUCUCCCUUCACGUAGCAGAGGGUGAUGGGUCCUCCAUUGGCUACUUCUGCUCCGAAGGCAUCAUUCGCAAAAUCCAAGUGCACUCCAACGUCUCUAUUACUGCCACAGCGAAGGACCUUAGCCUGAUUCAAGGGCAUUUCCUCAAUGUGUCCUUCAGUGAAGAAAUCUCAGACAGCAUCAUAUAUACAGUCCAGCCCAGAUUGGGUUCCCCUGCCCUCCUGGCCACCCCAAACUGGCCCAGCGGCAUGAAGCCAUACUCCACCGUGUCCUGGAUCAUCAAUCUGCCGGGCCACCUCCAGGCGGACCUGCUGUUGACCAACAUCAGCCAGCCCAAGUGUGGCAAGGGGCACACGUUCAUCAAAGUGCAGACCCUGGCCUCUCCAGAGGAGAUAUUGAGUCGCAGGGAGGAUAAGGAGGCAGAGGACAAGCUGAUGGUCCCUGAGAGCUUCUAUCUCAACAUGUCCAACUGUAUGCCGGAGAACGGACACUUCAGUGUGCUCAGCAUUGUUACCCUGCAGGAGACUAGCAAGCUGCUCCUGAGCGGCAUCCUGGGUGCUGUGGGAGCAGUGCUGCUCCUUAUGCUUAUUGUGCUGACAGUCUUCUUGGUGUUAAGGAAGAAGAAAAGAAUGAUGGUCAAAGAGGCUUCCAGCUACAUAGGGAAAGGGAAUAUCUUCAUCCCAGGCGACCAUGUGUUCCCCAAAACUCGGUCCGACAGCGAGCCGCACGUUUACGCCUCCAUCGAAGACACCAUGGUGUACAGCCACCUGUUGCGCGAGCCCAGCUACGUGGGCACCAUCCAGGACCACUUCCAAGGACAGCCGGUCGACACCUAUCGGACAUUCAUGGCGCUCCAGGACAGAGUGCCAGAGAUCACAGAGACAGCUGCAGACCAUGAGCCUGAACUGGUGCCUGAGAUGGACGAGUAUAGACCUUUCUUGGACCCGUCGGAAACCUUCAUCCCGUCGAGACCUCGCACACCCAUUGACCGCCAGGACAGCAUGGGCUUCAUGGACCGCAGGAUGGUAGACAAUGAGCUGUACACGUUCAAGAGCACUGGGGAUAUAAAUACGAUUAGACUGUCGGGGGCAGACCAAAUCCUAAAUCCAGAGACCUUCAUCGACUCUAAGGGGGAGGGACCCAUUUAG
Molecule: messenger RNA, 2892 nt
Organism: Salvelinus namaycush (lake trout)
Lineage: Eukaryota; Metazoa; Chordata; Actinopteri; Salmoniformes; Salmonidae
Product: CUB domain-containing protein 1-like
Exons: 10
Coding region: 1-2892 (963 amino acids)
Source: RefSeq, a predicted model, not a curated record